Messenger RNA from Macrosiphum euphorbiae (potato aphid), 417 nucleotides. The record is from the annotation of a GenBank genome assembly. NCBI's taxonomy places the organism in Eukaryota, Metazoa, Arthropoda, Insecta, Hemiptera, Aphididae.
AUGGCCCGCGCGCCGCAUCAUCCGACGUCUCUGUUUCCCAGUGCCCCUCCGUGCACCACCCAGCCGUCGCCCACCCCCGGUACGCCUCCACCCGACACUCAAGCACUUCCCCCCCGGUACCUCUCCGCCAGACGAUCCGGCGUGUUCCCUACCGGUCGCACGAAUUGGCAACGUCUAUACGGCGACCGCCGCAAACGUUUCGAGAGUUACGUGCACUCUCCGUCCAUCAUCACCGACCUUGGGGACCGCCGAGACGUUGUCGCCGGACCACUCACCCCCGAUCAUCACCCUUUUCGAUGGCUAGUCGUUCAAAGCAAUAUACGUGAUGAUUUAAUACUACAUCUACGUCACGUUACUGGUACUUGCCCUGCAAAGACCCGUCGAAAACACAACAGGUCCAAAACGGUUAUCGAAUAG